Messenger RNA from Sorex araneus (European shrew), 5025 nucleotides. It is a transcript of the gene RANBP10, whose product is annotated as RAN binding protein 10. The transcript has 14 exons. Bases 28 to 1887 code for a protein of 619 amino acids. Gene Ontology annotation, cellular component: cytoplasm. NCBI's taxonomy places the organism in Eukaryota, Metazoa, Chordata, Mammalia, Eulipotyphla, Soricidae. Gene Ontology annotation, biological process: cell surface receptor signaling pathway; cytoskeleton organization. Gene Ontology annotation, molecular function: protein binding. The record is from RefSeq and is a predicted model, not a curated record.
CAGUGACACAAUAGCAGCUCGUCCAAGAUGGCGGCGGCGGCGGAGUCGGGGGCCGGGAGCCCGCAGGCUGCCGACGCGGCGGCGGGGGGCGCGGGGGCCGCGCUGCCGGCCGCGGGCGAGCAGGAGCUGAGCCGGCGCCUGCAGCGCCUCUACCCCGCGGUCAACCAGCACGAGACGCCGCUGCCGCGCUCCUGGAGCCCCAAGGACAAGUACAACUACAUCGGCCUCUCCCAGGGCAACCUCCGCGUCCACUACAAAGGUCAUGGCAAAAAUCACAAAGAUGCAGCCUCAGUGCGUGCCACCCACCCUAUCCCUGCAGCCUGUGGCAUUUAUUACUUUGAGGUGAAGAUUGUCAGCAAAGGAAGAGAUGGGUACAUGGGAAUAGGACUCUCAGCUCAAGGCGUCAACAUGAACAGACUUCCUGGUUGGGACAAGCAUUCCUACGGCUACCACGGUGACGACGGGCAUUCCUUCUGCUCUUCGGGGACCGGCCAGCCCUAUGGGCCCACGUUCACAACAGGAGAUGUGAUUGGCUGCUGCGUCAACCUCAUCAAUGGCACCUGCUUCUACACCAAGAAUGGCCACAGCCUCGGCAUAGCCUUCACAGACCUUCCGGCCAACCUCUACCCCACCGUAGGCCUGCAGACACCCGGGGAGAUCGUGGAUGCCAACUUCGGGCAGCAGCCCUUCCUGUUCGACAUUGAGGACUACAUGCGGGAAUGGCGCGCCAAGGUGCAGGGCACGGUGCACUGCUUCCCCAUCGGUGCCCGGCUCGGCGAGUGGCAGGCGGUGCUGCAGAACAUGGUCUCCUCUUACCUGGUGCACCAUGGGUAUUGUGCCACAGCCACGGCCUUUGCCCGAAUGACUGAGACCCCGAUUCAGGAAGAACAAGCCUCCAUAAAGAACAGACAAAAGAUCCAGAAGCUGGUGCUGGAGGGGCGUGUGGGCGAGGCCAUCGAGACCACGCAGCGCUUCUACCCGGGGCUGCUGGAGCACAAUCCCAACCUGCUCUUCAUGCUCAAGUGCCGCCAGUUUGUGGAGAUGGUGAAUGGGACCGACAGUGAGGUCCGCAGCCUGAGCUCCCGAAGCCCCAAGUCCCAGGACAGCUACCCCGGCUCCCCCAGCCUCAGCCCCCGCCACGGCCCCAGUAGUUCCCACAUGCACAACACAGGAGCGGACAGUCCCAGCUGUAGCAAUGGCAUCGUGUCCACCAAGAGCAAACAGAACCACAGUAAAUACCCCGCGCCCAGCUCCUCGUCCUCUUCCUCUUCCUCCUCGUCUUCCUCGUCCCCAUCGUCUGUCAAUUACUCCGAGUCCAAUUCGACAGAUUCCACCAAGUCUCAGCCACACAGCAGCACCAGUAACCAGGAGACCAGCGACAGUGAGAUGGAGAUGGAGGCGGAGCAUUACCCCAACGGCGUCCUGGAGAGCAUGUCCACCCGCAUCGUCAAUGGUGCCUACAAGCACGAGGACCUGCACACGGACGAAUCCAGCAUGGACGAUGGGCACCCUCGGCGGCAGCUCUGCGGGGGCAAUCAGGCUGCCACGGAGAGGAUCAUUCUGUUCGGCCGGGAGCUGCAGGCGCUGAGCGAGCAGCUGGGCCGAGAGUACGGCAAGAACUUGGCCCACGCUGAGAUGCUGCAGGAUGCUUUUAGCCUGCUGGCAUACUCGGAUCCCUGGAGCUGCCCCGUGGGCCAGCAGCUGGACCCCAUCCAGAGGGAGCCAGUGUGCGCUGCUCUCAACAGCGCUAUCUUAGAGUCUCAGAACCUGCCAAAGCAGCCCCCUCUGAUGCUCGCCCUGGGCCAGGCAUCGGAGUGUCUCCGGCUCAUGGCCCGAGCGGGCCUGGGAUCUUGCUCCUUUGCCAGAGUCGAUGACUACUUGCACUAGCUGACCACGCUGGCUGGCCCCGCCGGGCCCCCUCGGCCUCAGGGCUGGAGCCGCCCCUGCCCUCCACAGGCACCUGGUGCAGGGACCUGGAAGCCAUGGGCAGAAUUCACUCCUCCUGCCUGUCCCCUCGUCCUCCCGUCCUCUCUGUCCCCUGCCUCCUCCUGUCCCCUCUGUCCCCUCCUUCCUCCUAUCACCUUCCUUCCUCUGCUUCUCUCCUUCCUUCCUUCCAUCCAUCCUCGGUCUCUGUUCCCUUCGCGUGCAGUGGCCUGUGACACAGUAUUGGCUGGUUACUCUCAUGUAGCGCCUUCUACUUUGAAAGGGGGUUUUGUUUUGAGGAGGGGCUUGGGUUUUUAAAUCUUUCUUUUUUUUUCUCCUUCUGACUGAGCCACCAGUAUUUAUCUCUGGAGAGUUUGUGCUGAGCUGGUUUCUGCUAAUUUAGUGAUGAAGCCUAUCCAAGUUGGUGAUAGCUUAUUAUUUUCAUAAAUAAAAAAAUGAGAUUAUAUAUAUAAAUCUAUAUAUUAAGAAGAAAAAAAAAAAGACAGUAUUUAUCGUAGUGUUAGUGGUCCUGCACCUCUGGGUGAGGCCGUCCAGACACCCUAUGUUUUGAGUCCAACUCAUUAAAGAAGAAUGAUCUCUGUCACCUCAGCCAAAUGAUUUGUUUAUUUCAGACUCUUUCCCCUUCAUUGAGCCACAGGCCCAUCCACAGCCCGGGGAAGCCACAUAGGCGUUGGGGGGCUCUGUGGUAGGCAGGUGAGGCCAAAGCUGGUUUGCAGUUUCCCAGAAGCGCAGGAAGCUGGACCGAGCAGGAACUGUGGGGCCAGUGGAGGGACGCGGCGGCCCAGGGCUGUGUAAGGGAGUGGAGGGUCCUUAGCCAGCACGCUGUCUGCCGCUCUUCCCCGCCUCGCUCCUCUGUCUCUUCCCCUCCACAUCCUGCCUCCCCUCGUUGUUAAGAUGGCCAAAUAAUCCAGUUACUUUCCUCUGAUUGCCUGGAAACUACCUGCCUUUACCCCGAGAGCUGCUGUGUUUCCGGCCACGGCGAGGACAGCGCCCAUCCCAGGACACAGGCCCUUGAGUCCGGGGCUGCCUCCUUCCUGCCCUCGUCGUCGUCACCCCUACCCGGCUCGGACGGAGGCGGUACUUGCUUUGGAGCAGCUCGGAACUGGGGGAGGCAGACUCUUGGGCCCCCUGUUGGUGGCCUGGCUGGAGUCCUGGACUCGAGGGGCCAGACCGUCACUGCAGCUGACCACUCUUAAGAAAGACAAUGAUGAAUAUUUGCUGACCUGAAGACGGGACCGCGUGGGCUUUCCCACUGUCCGGCAGGCUUUUCACGUGGAUCCUUGGAGCCGGGACAGACACGUUCCUGGCACUGCCAUCAGGGAAUUGGGAGAGGAGGAGCCGAGAUGGCUGCCGGGACCUGGUCGGACCAGCUGUGGAGAGGACUGACUGUCCGAGAGAGGAAGUGGAGGCUCCCCAUCCCGAGCAGCCCCGGGGGCGCUGGAGCGCCCACCCCUUCUGCUCCCCCGGGGAGGCAUAUACAGACUGCCCCGGUGAAGGGAGACUGAGUCAGUAGUUCAACUUCUAGGCCCUGGAGCGAGGCGAGCUCUUGUAUCAGAAGACACCGGAAAAGUUGGUGGGGGCUAAGGUUGGACAGCACGAGGCAUGCUGGCAUCAGACUGACUGCUGGUGAGCGCCUCAGGCCUUGGCCCCGACCAGGGCACCAGCUGGCAGCCCCUAGCCCGUGGCCCAUCACGUGGUGUCCUGUCAGUAAAUGCUCCCUCACCCAGAGGCGCAGAACAUCAGGCUGUCGUAGCACUGGCCUGAGCAGGAUGGGGAACGAGAACUGCAGGCAUUUGUAGCGGGACUAGGGUUCGGAGAACACGUACCCCACACCAACCCCCCCCUUCCUUUUAUAGAGAAAGAAGCAGUUCCAGGAGAUUAUGUGACUUGGCCAAAGUCACACAGCAAAAUAGUGGCAGAGCUGGAACUGACCUCACCCCUGUGGGUUGGGCAAUCCUGUUCCGUCCACGCGCAGGACGGUGGUCUGAGGGUCAGACUGAUGAGGCCCCCGACAGUGUCGGGGCUGGGGCCGGACUUCUGGGCUUGGUUUGUGGAGCGGCUGAGAGAGGGCCCAGGAGGGCUCGGGACUGCCGUGUGCUGCUUGGGGUUGGGUGUCCGCCUGGCUCACAUUCAGUUCCCAUGGCCACCUCCCCAUUUUCUGUGCCUUAUCUCACUGUUUCAGCUGAGUCCAAGUUGUUUACUCUGUUCCUCUCCAGAGGGGCUCUCGGUCCCAGUGGGCCAGCUUACCUUUGGGACAUAAGCCUUUGCCCCGCGCGCCGUGGAGAGGACUAAAACCAAGCUGCUUGAGCCCACUGUCUUGCUGUUAAGUCUCAUCAGCCGGGUGUGGCUGCCAGUUGGAGUUACCCGCGUUACCACCUACUACAGGCUUCCAGAGCCUUGAGAGGGGGUGGCUGGGAGGGCUCUGGAGGGCUGGAUCUGACCUGUGGGGGCAGCAACACUUGCCUCUGGUGGGUUCUCCAGACCAGGGGAAGCAGCUUUCCCUCUCUACCUUUUCCCUUGGGGCGCCAAAGGGUCUCUCCAGGCAGAGCAUGCAAAGAAAGCCAGAACCCCUGAUCCAUGUGGCUCUGUGAUGGUCAGAACAGGGACACCCAAGAGAUGAAGAGGUGGGGACUGUCUGCACCCAGCACCUCCCUCCCCCUUAAGCACAAAGAAGAUGAGGCAGAGAACUGUCAGAGCUGCAGGUUCCUUUGGUUGCUCACAACUCAGGUAUGCAUGCCGUGUGGCAGCCGGCCAGCAGGGGCCAUGUGCCUGCCAGCCCCAGCUCCGGGAGCUGGGAGCCAGGACCCAGCUGGGCUCUGGCUGCCCCAGGCGCCGCCUCUGCAGAGGGCUCCUCCAUUCACGACCACAGCUGAGACAGACAUCCCCCCCCCAGCGCGUGCACACUGGUUCUGCCCGUGUCCUUGCAAGUCCAUACUUGGCAUUAGCAUGAAACUUGUGGGCAUGGGAGAGCUUAGAAUUCUAACACAAAACAUCCUAUGAAAUUGUACUUGAGAUAAAAAAAAAAAAAUUCCUGUUGUAUUUUGACAGAAUUAUUUUUAUUAAAAUACACGUCCAUGGGCA